AAUUUGUUAGCAAUUUAGAGCUAGUUAAUAAAUGUUUAGUCUACAGGUCAAAACGGAAAGUAUUUAAUGGGAGGGACGGAAGUAUCUUAUGUUUCUAGAUUGAGUUUCUAAUUUUCGAUUACCGCAAAAGGCAUUAUGAAAGAUGCAGGCAUUGUAAGAACAGCAACAAUGGCGGAGGAUAUUAUAAGCAACAGAACAAGAAGAGGAAGAGGAGGCAUUUUUGGAGCUCCGAUGUGUGGCGUAGCACAGGAAACAGAGUUGUCCAGAGACGACAGCCAUUUCAGCCUCACCACCGGAAUCCUCCCCUCUCUCGGUGCUCGGAGCAGCUGCAGAGUCCAGCUCCGCCGGUUCACCGUCUCCCCCUACGACCGCCGCUACAGGAUAUGGGAAACCUUUCUGGUAGUUCUGGUCAUCUACACAGCAUGGGCGUCUCCUUUUGAAUUCGGCUUCCUUAAAAAGCCAGAAGGGCCAUUGUCUAUUAUUGACAAUGUUGUCAAUGGAAUCUAUGCAAUAGAUAUAGUGCUCACCUUCUUUGUGGCAUACCUGGAUAAGACCACAUAUCUUCUAGUUGAUGACAGAAAACAGAUUGCUUGGAAGUAUGGGAGUACUUGGUUGGCAUUUGAUGUCAUAUCCACAAUCCCCUCGGAGCUGGCCAAAAAAAUCAUGCCAAAACCUCUAAGAUCAUAUGGAUUAUUCAAUAUACUUCGCCUCUGGCGUCUCCGCAGGGUCGGUGCUUUAUUUUCCAGAUUGGAGAAAGAUAGGAAAAUCAAUUAUUUCUGGGUUCGUUGUGCUAAGCUUAUAUGUGUUACUUUAUUUGCUGUACAUUGUGCUGGAUGCUCCUAUUAUCUCCUGGCUGCUGAUUAUCGUGACCCAAAGAUGACAUGGAUAGGGGCAUCUAUGGAAGACUUCCUUCAUAAGAGCCUAUGGAUUCGCUACAUUACUUCACUAUAUUGGUCGAUCACAACCCUCACUUCUGUUGGUUAUGGUGACCUACAUGCAGUGAAUACUCAGGAGAUGAUUUUUGACAUUUGCUACAUGCUCUUCAACUUGGGGCUUACUUCUUACUUGAUAGGAAACAUGACUAAUUUGGUGGUCCAUGGUACCAGCAAGACCAGGCAAUUUAGAGACACCAUUCAAGCCGCAUCGAGUUUUGCUCAAAGGAAUCAUUUGCCAGUUCGUCUUCAAGACCAGAUGCUUGCACAUUUGUGCUUAAAGUUUAGAACAGAUUCAGAGGGGAUCCAGCAGCAAGAGACUCUUGAGUCCCUUCCCAAAGCCAUCAGGUCAAGCAUAUCAAAUUUCCUCUUUUAUUCGAUGGUCGACAAGGCCUACCUUUUCCACGGGGUAUCAAAUGAUUUACUCUUCCAACUUGUUUCGGAGAUGAAACCGGAGUACUUUCCACCCAAGGAAGAUGUAAUCCUGCAAAAUGAAGCUCCCACAGAUUUCUAUAUUCUAGUGACUGGAGCUGUGGAUCUAUUGGUUCUUAAAAAUGGAACUGAACAGGUUGUCGGGGAGGCAAAAGCGGGAGAUCUAUGUGGCGAGAUAGGGGUUCUGUGUUAUAGGCCACAGAUAUUCACAGUACGGACGAAACGUUUGAGCCAACUUCUACGGAUGAACCGAACCACGUUUUUGAAUAUCAUUAAGGCUAACGUUGGUGAUGGGACCAUAAUAAUGAACAAUCUUCUUCAGCACCUGAAGGAGAUGAAGGAUGACCCAAUAAUGGAAGGAGUUCUCUUAGAGACAGAAAAUAUGUUAGCAAGGGGAAGAAUGGAGUUACCUCUGACCCUUAGCUUCGCAACGCAAAGAGGAGACGAUUUGCUGUUGCAUCACUUGUUGAAGAGGGGUUUAGACCCAAACGAAUCAGAUAACAAUGGGAGAACCGCACUUCAUAUAGCAGCAUCCAAAGGAUAUGAAAACUGUGUCAUUCAUCUUCUGGACUUUGGAGCCAAUCCCAACCUUAAAGAUUCUGAAGGUAGUAUACCCUUGUGGGAAGCCAUCUUGGGAAAACAUGAACCGAUCAUCAAGCUACUGUUGAACAAAGAUGCAAACAUAUCUGCUGGGGACGUUGGCCAGUUCGCAUGCAUUGCUGCCGAGCAGAACAACCUUGACCUCCUCAAAGAAAUCACCCGUUGUGGUGGGGAUGUAACCCUGCCAAGAACCAAUGGCCCCUCGAAGACAGCUCUCCACUAUGCCGUUUGUGAAGGCAACGUCGAGAUGGUCAAAUACCUGUUGGAUCACGGGGCCGCCAUCCAAAAACCAGACGAGUACGGGUGGACCCCAAGAGAUCUGGCUGAGCAACAAGGGCACGAAGACAUUGCUGCGCUCUUUGAAUCCCGAAAUGAUCAAUCCAUCACCACCACGGUGCCUGAAGACCCGCCUGGUAGGGUCAGCUUUCUCGGGAGGUUCAAAAGUGAGCCCAAAAUGCCUCCCACGACACAGGCCGAGGGACCGUUUGGGGGGCAGUCUCGCCCCAGGCGUAGGACAAACAGCUUCCACAACUCGCUGUUUGGUAUAAUGUCGGCUGCCCAAAGCAUUGACCAACCAAUCCUCUUACCCGUGAAAGAAACCACAACAGAAAAUCCUUACCGCACUAGAGUAACAGUUAGUUGGCCCGAGAAAGGAGACAUUGCAGGAAAGGUUGUGUUACUACCUAAGAGCUUCAAAGAGCUACUAGAGAUCGGGGUUAAGAAGUAUGGUUUCUUGCCUUCCAAGAUUAUGAGCAAAUCAGGGGCAGAAAUAGAUGAUAUUGGAUUGAUCAGAGAUAAUGAUCAUAUUGUUUUUGCAAAUGAUACUAGAAAUCCAGAUGUAAAAUGACUAAACUCUGGUAUGUGUUGAUCUGCCAAUGAAGACAGAAGAUUGCCCUUCAAGCAGUGGAAGCCUAACACACCUUUAACAUUAUCCCAAUAGUGUAAAAUGACUAAACUCUCGUAUAUAACUAAUUUUUUUAGUUACUAUACGGACUGUAAACUCCGUAUGCAAAAUUACAUUUAAAUGCAAACCAAGCAUUAGAUGGUUAUAACUUCGUAUGCUUGGCACUUGAAAAAAUCGGUCAUAAUGGUUGCUCACUCUUUCGAGAGAAUGGUCAUUUC
Molecule: messenger RNA, 3086 nt
Organism: Cuscuta epithymum
Lineage: Eukaryota; Viridiplantae; Streptophyta; Magnoliopsida; Solanales; Convolvulaceae
Source: the annotation of a GenBank genome assembly